AUGACGACUUCGUUCCCUCUCUUACGCCUUCCAAGGCUAGCACUGAUUCAUGUUUUCCAACAAAUGGAACUUAUUGAUGUAAUCGCUUUAUCUCUCCUCUCUAACCAAGCGAGAAUUUUAUCAAAAACUUCUUGUGGUCUAUCAGUUACUUCUAUCAAUAUAGCGGCUAUCAAUCACUCUCUCAAUCUUGACAUAGUCCUAAGUGAUGACAAAAAACUACAAAUACUUUUAUGUCUCAUACCUGAGAAUUAUAAGGAAUUUGUGGUAGUUUCUGUUGACAACAAGACAGUUAUAUGGCGCACUUUGGGGCUUUCGACGACUGAAUGCGUUCAUCGGAUUCUGGAUGUAACCAAUUGUGAAUCAAUUCAAGAAUUGAAAUUCUACGGAACAGAUUCAUUUGAUGAACUUCCUAUUCUAGCGAGACUACCACAUAUCGAACAAAUCUAUAUCUCGCGUGACUGUAACGAAGUUUUUGUUCACAAAAUGUUGGAAAUGCUCUCGAAAGUGACCUCGAAUAUUGAUAUGUGUCAAGACUGGUUCAGAAACCUUGAACAAUUUCAAAAAGUUCUUAUGUUGAACAUGAAUAGCAUCACAAUCUAUGCUAUGAAUCUUAGGGACCCAACCCGUGUUCGACUAUCUUUAGAUGACCUUCUCAUUUCCAAUGCUGUACAUCUACAUCUUUAUGAUGUCAUGAUUAGUGUGAAAACUCUCAACCGUUUUUUCAAGCUGUGGAUGAGAAAAAAGUCUAAUCCCCGGUUGGAACAUCUAAAAUUCAUGACUAUGGAAGAGGUGAGUCCAGAUGUCCUCCUGAAGGGACUCAAUGCUAUCGAGAUGCCUCAAACUACAACGAGAACAUUUCGAGUCUCGGACCAUACUAAUUCUCGGUGCCGAGAAAAAGUUGUGACUGGAGGGUUGGAUGUAAUGAGAUCGGAUGGGACACGAGCAACUUUGGAAAUUAAAGCGAUGCCUGGAACAACAAUUUUAGACUUUUAUGUUUGGAUGUGA
Messenger RNA from Caenorhabditis remanei, 1005 nucleotides. RefSeq lists its product as uncharacterized. The record is from RefSeq and is a predicted model, not a curated record. The transcript has 2 exons. NCBI's taxonomy places the organism in Eukaryota, Metazoa, Nematoda, Chromadorea, Rhabditida, Rhabditidae. Bases 1 to 1005 code for a protein of 334 amino acids. Gene Ontology annotation, molecular function: protein binding.